Messenger RNA from Cotesia congregata, 1767 nucleotides. The record is from the annotation of a GenBank genome assembly. NCBI's taxonomy places the organism in Eukaryota, Metazoa, Arthropoda, Insecta, Hymenoptera, Braconidae.
AUGACUCCGAAAGUUAGAAUAUCGUCAAAAAUUGUUGCGAAAUUAGAAUGCUUGGGAGCAGCAUCAACUGGCAGGUUAUUCGGUGUGAUGUGUGAUAAUUAUUUGACAGUUCUAAGUUUUGUACUGAACCCAAAACUCGAGGAGAUAAAUGAUGACGAUGACCAAGAGUCGCAGCACCAAAAUUCUGCACACCAAAAAUCAGAGAAAAAAAAAACUAAGAAAAAUGAAAUAUUGAAGCCGAUUGAUUUGCAAUUGAAUAUGCCAGUAGAAAUAGAUUUAUGUGGAGUACUUUUCGUUGAUAAUCACGAAGAAAAUAUUCCAGAAGCAUUUAAGGAUAUUGACAUCACUGAUAAUCCAUUACUCAUCAAAUAUUCUAGAGCUAGCGGUAUUUCCGCUUAUUAUUACGUACAUGAACAAUUGAAAUCAGCUGGAAAAUUAGAGUUUAUUGACGAAAAACUUUUGCUUGAUAAAUUCUCUUAUGCUAGACUUAGGACAAGUGUGCCUAUGAUUACAGAUAAAAAUGAUUUUUCUGAACUGUUUCAGUGUACCCGUAAAAAUAUUGCUUCCGGUACCGUUGGUUUUUACUUUCCAUCAACAAAAUUAUUUUUAACUAACAACGACACAGAAGACCGUGAAGUCUCAGUAAAACUUUUAUCAUCUACCAACGCAUCAUUUCCCACCGGCUACACGAAUACCAUCGAAGUAGAAAUGUUCAUGUGCAUUACAAAAGAAAAAACAGAUGAUACCAAGAAAAAUUAUGCACCAGUACUGCAGCAUGUAAAGCAGCCAUUUGUCAAUUACGAAUUCAAUUUGAGAAUUGACAGCCUAGCGCUAAUUGGACACAACCAAACUGCUCCGCAAAUUUACUCGAUUCUCGUUGAAUCAGUGUGUCGCUCGCUGCGUCUGAUUGAGCGAUCAAUAAUUCUUUCAAGUAAUAACACAGUUAAAAUACCUGAGAUGAUGCAUUUUAAAUUACCACACUGUGAUCACUUGGUAUCAAUCGCUUAUGCUGAUACCUCUGCUGAAAAAACACAAGAGUACAGGAAGAAAUUACACGAAGCGUUUGCUUGUGAUUUAACGCGUCCGUACUUCCGUCCCGGGAAUGCUGUCAAAUUUUUAAGUGAUUACAAACCUGAUGAGCCAUUACUAGAGCCCCAUACUGCAAUUAAAACUUCAAUAGGUAAUAAUUCUAGUUUUGUUAGUGGAAUGUAUGCUUAUUAUCACUACGGACAAGAUAAUUUCCAUGAUAGUGGCUGGGGAUGUGCAUACAGAUCAUUGCAAACUAUUUUUUCUUGGUUUAGAUUUCAAGGAUACACUGAACAACAAGUACCUUCACAUCGUGCAAUUCAAAAGUCUCUAGUCGAUAUCGGUGAUAAACCUUCAAGUUUCAUUGGAACGAAUCAAUGGAUUGGCUCGACGGAAGUUGGCUUCGUAUUGGAAACACUUCUCAAUGUAAAUUCAAAAUUUUUGAUCGCUUCGAGUGGUAAAGACAUGCCGGAUUUACUAGAAGAUCUUCGGCAACAUUUCCAAACACAAGGAACUCCUGUUAUGAUCGGUGGUGGAGUACUGGCCCACACUAUUUUAGGCGUGAGCUACGAUGAAAGUAAGCAAUUACCGUACUGGUUGAUAUUGGAUCCUCAUUAUGAAGGGAGAGAAAAUUUGAGUACAGUGCUAGAAAAAGGAUAUUGUGGAUGGAAAGGGAAAGAAUUUUGGCGUAAAGACGCUUUUUAUAAUAUGUGUCUUCCACAGAGACCUAUUUAUUAUUAA